UUAAUCUUUUUUAUUUCUUGUGUACCAAGUUUAUUCCCUUUUGUGAUUCUUCUUAGAUCCCUUUAUUCUUUUCAUUCCGGAUCUCUCUAAGCUUAUGAAAAAACAAAUCACCUUCCUCAUAUAAAUGCACUUGGUCCCCUCAUUUCUCUCAUUAGCCUUUGCAAAAUAAAGAAAAGUUCCCUACUUUCCCCUUAGGUCAAUCAUCACACAAAAGCUGGAAAACUCAAAGUCUCUUUUUCUAAUUUUUCUUUACAAAUUAGAAGAUGAUGAUCAACAACCACAACAAUUUCACAGAGAAAAUGGAGAGAUGUCAACAAUAUAUUGAUGCUUUAGAAGAAGAACGUAGAAAGAUUCAAGUUUUCUCUAGAGAACUUCCCCUUUGUCUUGAGCUAGUCACUCAAGCUAUUGAAACGUACAAGCAACAGUUAUCUGGGACAACAACUGAGUACAACCUUAAUGCACAAUCUGAUGAAUGUUCUGAUGAUGAGCACACAUCUAGUGAUGUUCCUGUUUUGGAAGAAUUUAUUCCAUUAAAAAGUACAUUUUCUCAUGAAGAUGAAGAAGAAGAAGAUGAUGAUGAUAAUGGAAGUGAAUCUCAUAAAUCAAAAAAUACUAGUAAUAAUUCCACUAUUUCUAAGGACAACAAGAAUAAAAAAUCUGAUUGGCUUAGAUCUGUUCAGCUCUGGAAUCAAACUUCAGAUCCCACUCAAAAUGAGGAAAUAACACCUAAAAAGGUGUCUAUUGUGGAGGUGAAGAAAAAUGGGAGUGGAGGAGCAUUUCAUCCAUUCAAGAAAGAUAAAAUUGCUGCCGCUGCCACGGAACCGCCAGUGUCUGGUGUUGUUACGGCGGCGGCAGCCAGUUCCACCGCCGAGAACGGCGGGGGAAGUAAGAAAGAAGAUAAAGAUGGACAAAGAAAACAAAGAAGGUGUUGGUCACCUGAAUUACAUAGAAGAUUUUUACAAGCCUUACAACAACUUGGUGGCUCACAUGUUGCUACACCAAAACAAAUUAGGGAGUUGAUGAAGGUGGAUGGACUCACUAAUGAUGAAGUUAAAAGUCAUUUACAGAAAUAUCGAUUACACACGAGAAGACCUAGCCCUUCAUCGAUUCACAACAACAGCCACCAACAGCCACCACAAUUCGUGGUCGUCGGAGGAAUAUGGGUUCCGCCACCAGAAUACUCCGCCAUGACCACCGCAGCACCGACCGCCUCGGGCGAAGCAUCGGGAGUUGCCAACUCAAAUGGAAUAUAUGCACCAAUUGCCAGCCUACCAAAGGGUCCCUUGCAUGAUCAUGCAUCAGGUGGAACCCUAAAACAAUUAAGGCAGCAAAAUAACGAGGCCUCGGGCUCGGAGGAGCGUGGCAGCCACAGCCACAGUGACGGUGGUGGCGUACAUUCUAAUUCUCCGGCAACUUCUUCAUCUACACAUACCACCACUGCUUCACCAGCUUACUAAAAAAAGUGUAGAAAUUUUUGUAAUAUAUUUUUGUUCCGUUUUUCUACUUUAAAGUAGAAAGUCAUAUUAUAGAGUUAAUUUUUCGGUCUUUUAAAAAACUUCUCGUAUUUAUUUGUUUUGUUUAGGUUAAUUCGUUUAAAAAAAAAAAAUCUUGUGAUAUCUUUUGAGGAUCUUUCAGACGCAUUUGACAGUGACAGUAAAGAUUGAAUAAUACGGUGGGUUCCCAUUGUUUUGGAU
Molecule: messenger RNA, 1694 nt
Organism: Lycium ferocissimum
Lineage: Eukaryota; Viridiplantae; Streptophyta; Magnoliopsida; Solanales; Solanaceae
Product: transcription factor HHO2
Exons: 5
Coding region: 264-1457 (397 amino acids)
Biological process (GO): regulation of DNA-templated transcription
Molecular function (GO): DNA-binding transcription factor activity; DNA binding
Source: RefSeq, a predicted model, not a curated record